This is a messenger RNA of Achroia grisella, 2534 nucleotides long. RefSeq names its product ATP-binding cassette subfamily G member 4-like. Bases 134 to 2224 code for a protein of 696 amino acids. Lineage: Eukaryota; Metazoa; Arthropoda; Insecta; Lepidoptera; Pyralidae. The record is from RefSeq and is a predicted model, not a curated record. The transcript is spliced from 12 exons. Gene Ontology annotation, cellular component: plasma membrane. Gene Ontology annotation, molecular function: ABC-type transporter activity; ATP binding; ATP hydrolysis activity.
UUUAUUACCUGUGUGAUGUGAUACGUGAAUUUUAUGAAACAAAUAAAUAUAACUCGAUUUCUUUAUACUUUAAAUUAAUUAAUAGAUCUAAAUUGUUAAUUUCUCGAUUAUUUAAUCUAAUGAAGUAAUCAAGAUGGACAACUCUUACAUUCUCAAUAAUCUAAGGAACGGCAGCCACUGUCUGCUGAACAUCGUGCCCGCGCAGCCCAAGACCCUCACCCACCUGCCGAAGAGACCGCCGGUGGACCUGGCCUUCACGGACCUCACAUACAAAGUGCAAGAAGGAAGAAAGAGCAAUGAGAAGAUUAUCCUCAAGUCUGUGUCCGGGCGGCUGCGGUCCGGCGAGCUCACGGCCAUCAUGGGCCCGUCCGGCGCCGGCAAGUCCACGCUACUCAACAUACUCACCGGAUACAGGACCUCUGGAAUGGAAGGCAGCAUCACAGUGAACGGCAUGGAGCGGAACCUGUCCAGCUUCCGCAAGAUGUCCUGCUACAUCAUGCAGGACAACCAGCUCCACGGGAACCUCACCGUGGAGGAGGCCAUGGAGGUGGCCACCUCGCUCAAGUUGCCCAGCACCACCUCCAGGACAGUCAAAGAAGAAAUGAUCCACGAAAUCCUGGACACGCUCAGUCUCCUGGAACACCAGAAGACGAUGACGUCCAACCUGUCCGGCGGACAGAAGAAGCGGCUCUCGAUCGCGCUGGAGCUGGUGAACAAUCCGCCAAUCAUGUUCUUCGACGAGCCUACGUCGGGCCUGGACAGCUCGUCGUGCUUCCAGUGCAUUUCGCUGCUGAAGGACCUGGCGAGGGGCGGGAGGACCAUCAUCUGCACCAUCCAUCAGCCGUCGGCGCGACUGUUCGAGAUGUUCGACCAGCUGUACACGCUCGCAGACGGACAGUGCGUCUAUCAAGGCAGCACCGGACAGCUGGUGGACUGGCUGGGCAGCCUGUCGCUGCAGUGUCCGUCGUACCACAACCCGGCGUCGUUCAUCAUCGAGGUGUCGUGCGGCGAGUACGGCGACCACACCGGCACACUCGUGCGAGCCAUCGACAACGGCAAGAACGACAUCAGGAAUGGGAAGCCAUUCCCGGCGUCGAAGGUGCCCGACUACAACAACAAGAAGGACAUGGAGCAGUCGCUGAAGCCGGAGCUGAACAAGAAUGAGCUCGCAAACUUGCAGGACAAGUUCAGGGACGAGCCCUCCGCCGCCGACGGGAACGGACACGGCAACCUGCGGAACGGCAUCCUGCAGUACGCCGCCGCUGAACUCGCCAAGGGGAAAGGCGAGGGUCUGGUGGUGCAGGUAGAGAAGGUGGAGCUGGAGAAGCAGGACAACGCAGCGGUGGCGCUGCUGGGAGACGAGGGGGGCAGAGCCCCACGGUACGCGACGUCUGAGCUGCGCCAGUUCUGGGUGGUGCUGAAGCGGACGCUGCUGUUCAGCAAGCGCGACUGGACGCUGAUGUACCUGCGGCUGUUCGCUCACAUCCUGGUGGGGUUCCUGAUCGGCGCGCUCUACUACGACAUCGGCGACGACGGCAGCAAAGUGCUGUCCAACCUCGGGUUCCUCUUCUUCAACAUGCUGUUCCUCAUGUACACCUCCAUGACCAUCACCAUCCUCAGCUUUCCUCUAGAGAUGCCUGUGCUGGUGAAGGAGCACUUCAACCGCUGGUACUCGCUCCGCUCCUACUACCUGGCCAUCACCGUCUCUGACAUACCGUUCCAGGCCGUGUUCUGCGUGGUGUACGUGGUGAUCGUGUACCUGCUGACGUCUCAGCCGGCGGAGUGGGCGCGGUUCGCGAUGUUCCUGUCGUCGUGUUUGCUGAUCUCGUUCGUGGCGCAGAGUGUCGGCCUCGUGGUGGGCGCCGCCAUGAGCGUGCAGAACGGUGUGUUCCUGGCGCCGGUGAUGUCAGUGCCGUUCCUGCUGUUCAGCGGGUUCUUCGUGUCGUUCAACGCCAUCCCGCGCUACCUCCGCUGGAUCACCUACCUCUCGUAUAUCCGCUACGGGUUCGAGGGCACAGCACUCGCCACGUACUCCUUCGACAGAGCCAAGCUGCAGUGCCACCAGGUAUACUGUCACUUCAAGAACCCGACGACGACCCUGGAGGAGCUGGACAUGCUGGAGGCGGACUUCGCGCUGGACAUCGCCGCGCUGUGCCUCAUCUUCGUGGUGCUGCGUAUAUCGGCCUUCCUGUUCCUGCGCUGGAAGCUCAAGUCCACCAGAUAGACGCCACACCGGCCGCUCUAUUUAUAUUCAUAAUGUAUCAUAUAAGACUAAAAACAAAGACAGGUUCUAUGUUUUAAGGUUCACGGUAGCGACUGUUUCACACCAAACAUAUACACUAGCACGACACGCCGGUGUGGGAGGGUCGCGGCCGUGGCGGUAGUUAAAUGUCACGUAUAUUCGCAGUCAUUGUGAUAGUCGACGCUAAUUCGAAUAAAUAGGAUUUACUGCGUCCUUGAAUUAUAAAAUCGCGGCGAGUUGCGGGACGUUGUAAUUGAAAACAUGACAAUUGUAAUGAAACUGUAGUCGCUCA